Ananas comosus (pineapple) is the source of this 3377-nucleotide messenger RNA. Its product is annotated as NF-X1-type zinc finger protein NFXL1. Gene Ontology annotation, biological process: regulation of DNA-templated transcription. Gene Ontology annotation, molecular function: RNA polymerase II transcription regulatory region sequence-specific DNA binding; DNA-binding transcription factor activity, RNA polymerase II-specific; zinc ion binding. Gene Ontology annotation, cellular component: nucleus. Lineage: Eukaryota; Viridiplantae; Streptophyta; Magnoliopsida; Poales; Bromeliaceae. The record is from RefSeq and is a predicted model, not a curated record.
CGUCGCUGGAAACCGCCUCGAGUGGGUCCCGCGCGGAUCGGCGGCCCCCGCCCGCCAUCCGCCGCCGCCUCCUUCGGCCCCCUCCGCCGACCCUCCUCAACACCCUCGCCCCAGUCCCUCCCGCUACCGCCACCGCCGCCCUGCGCCUCCCCCUCCGACGGCGCCGCCGGAUUCUGGUGGCGGAGAGGAGCCCGCGGAGGGGGUGCCGCAGCUGGUGCAGGAGAUCCAGGAGAGGCUCGCGCGCGGCACCGUGGAGUGCAUGAUCUGCUACGACAUGGUGCGGCGCUCCGCGCCGAUCUGGUCCUGCGGGAGCUGCUUCUCCAUCUUCCACCUCCACUGCAUCCGGAAGUGGGCUCGCUCCCCCACCUCCGCCGAUGCCCCUGCCCCCGACUCAGGCGGCGGAAGCGGGUGGCGGUGCCCUGGGUGCCAAUCGGUGCAAUCGGUGCCCGCCAAGGACCUCUCUUACACCUGCUUCUGCGCCCGGCGCCGGGACCCCCCCAACGACCUCUACAUCACUCCCCACUCCUGCGGCGAGCCCUGCGGUAAGCCGCUCGAUCGGAGCCCGCCCCUGGUUACUGCAAAGGAAGAGAUGCGCGCGUGCCCGCACGUCUGCGUCCUCCAAUGCCACCCGGGGCCGUGCCCGCCGUGCAAGGCGUUCGCCCCUCGCCAGUCGUGCCCUUGCGGCAAGCAGACCAUCAUGCGGCGGUGCGCGGACCAGAAGACCCCGCUGACCUGCGGGCAGCGGUGCAACCGCCCGCUCUCGUGCGCCCGCCACCUGUGCGACAAAAUGUGCCAUACGGGCGAGUGCGGCCCCUGCCAGGUCGUCAUCGCCGCCUCUUGCUUCUGCAAGAAGAAGAUCGAGGCGGUUCUCUGCGGCGACAUGGCCGUGAAGGGCGAACUCGAUGAUACAGAGGGGGUUUUCUCGUGCGAUGCUGUUUGCGGGCGGGCGCUCUCUUGUGGAAACCACACUUGCCCUGAGAAGUGCCAUCCGGGUACUUGCGGGGAGUGCAACCUUUUGCCUCAGAAGAUUACUACUUGCCACUGUGGGAAAACUCGGUUGCAGAAGGAAAGGGAGAGUUGCUUGGAUCCGAUACCGACAUGCUCUGGUGUUUGUGGAAAGGUCCUUCCUUGCGGAGUUCAUUUGUGCAAGGAGACUUGCCAUGAAGGGCAUUGCCCGCCGUGUUUGGUUCUCGUGGAGCAGAAAUGCCGGUGCGGGUCUUCGAGCCGUACAGUGGAGUGCUCUAGGGUUUCAGAGGAGAAGGAAGAGUUCCUCUGCCUUAAACCCUGCGGCCGCAAGAAGAGCUGCGGGCGGCACCGCUGCACCGAGCGCUGCUGCCCGUUGUCUACACCGUAUGGCCGAAUAGAAGCAGGAGACGGUUGGGAUCCGCACCUCUGCUCGAUGCCUUGCGGGAAGAAGCUGCGUUGCGGGCAGCAUGCCUGCCAGCUGCUGUGCCACACGGGCCACUGCCCUCCUUGCCUCGAGACCAUCUUCACUGAUCUCACUUGUGCAUGCGGCCUUACAUCUAUCCCGCCACCCCUCCCCUGCGGCACGCCGCCCCCCUCCUGCCCCCUCCCGUGCUCGGUCCCCCAACCGUGUGGCCACGCCGCCUCCCACACCUGUCACUCAGGGAAUUGCCCGCCGUGCACCCUUCCUGUCGUAAAGGAAUGCGUAGGCGGGCACGUGCUGUUAAGGAACAUACCUUGUGGAUCGAAGGAUAUUCGCUGCAACCAGCUAUGCGGGAAGACCCGGCAGUGUGGGUUGCACGCAUGCGCUCGGACUUGCCAUCCUCCUCCCUGUGAUAAUCCAUCAUCUGCCAUCGGUGGUGGUUCUGGAAUUGGAGCGAAAGCUUCAUGUGGGCAGUUGUGCGGCGCACCGAGAGGGGAUUGCAGACACACCUGCACUGCUCCCUGCCAUCCUUCUUCGCCCUGCCCUGACUUGAGGUGCGAAUUCACUGUUACAAUCUCUUGUUCUUGCGGUCGUAUUACUGCUGCUGUACCCUGUAGCGCCGGAGGUGGCAGCACGAGUGGGUUCAAUACUGAUUCAGUUUUCGAAGCAUCCGUAGUUCAGAAGCUACCCGCCCCCCUCCAGCCGUUAGAAGCAAAUGAGAAGAGAAUUCCUCUCGGUCAGAGAAAGCUUUGCUGCGAUGAAGAGUGCGCAAAGCUAGAGAGGAAGAGGGUCCUCGCGGACGCGUUUGAUAUUACGCCAGUCAAUUUGGACGCUCUGCAUUUUGGGGAGAAUUCAGCGGCAUCCGAUUUGCUCAGUGACCUUUUGAGAAGAGAGCCCAAGUGGGUUUUCACCGUCGAGGAGAGAUGCAAGUUUCUCGUGCUUGGAAAGUCCAAAGGCGGUUCAGCGACUAAGCUUAGAUCCCAUGUCUUUUGUCAUAUGUUAAAGGAGAAGAGGGAUGCUGUUCGGCACAUAGCUGAGAGAUGGAAGCUCUCGGUUCACGCUGCGGGGUGGGAACCUAAACGGUUCCUAGUUGUUCACGCCACACCCAAAUCGAAACCACCAGCUCGGAUUCUUGGAUCCAAGCCGGGCACUCCGGUAUCAGCGGCCCAUCUUCCAGCCUUUGACCCGUUGGUUGACAUGGACCCGCGGCUAGUGGUUGCAAUGUUGGACUUGCCACGGGAUGCGGAUGUGAGCGCAUUGGUGUUGAGGUUCGGCGGUGAGUGUGAGCUGGUGUGGAUGAAUGACAAGAAUGCUCUUGCCGUUUUCGUAGACCCAAUGAGAGCGGCGACCGCUUUAAGGCGGUUGGAUCACGGCUCGGCCUACCAAGGGGCGGCAGUUGUUCUACAGAAUAGCGGCCCUACAUUGAAUAAUGCUUGGGGAUUGGGGGCUAAAACUGGGGAAGCGGCUUCGAAGAGCAGCAAUUCAUGGAAGAAGGCUCUUGUUGCUGAAUCGGAUUCGUGGGGAGGGGAGGAAUGGCCAGGUAGGAGUGAUGCCGCAGUGUCGGCAUGGGCUGGAACCGAAGGCCCUCCAAUCGUGGUGUCGAAUAAUCGGUGGAAUGUUCUCGACUCAGAGUCUGCUAUGAAUUUGACCAAGCCCGAACCAGUUGAGAGCUCCUCGUCGGGGAUUAAAGAAGAGACACCUGAAGAGGUGGAUGAUUGGGAGGAAGCUUGUGAGUGAAAGUGGGGCAGAGAUUUUUGGUAGCUUAUCGCUUGGAUCUUUUUGUUGUUAAAUUUGUUCUUUACUUUUUAAACUUUUUUGUCCAUAUGCAAUGUUCUGAAGAAGGAUAAAUAUGGCUAGGUCCAUAAUGUUUUUCUGAUAUUACAUUUAAGAAAACUAGUUAUCUUUUCGUCAAUGUCAGACUAGUUGACACACAAUUGUGGCUAGUGUGUAAAUCAUCUGCUUUGGAUCUCAUGUUAUUUCUUUAUCUUCA